UUCCAUCUCAUUCCAGUAUAGGCAAUAAUAAUCCAAAAUUGCGACGGAUAGAUGUAGAGAUCUGAUUGCAAUGACUCAAACUUCUUUCGGUCAGAUUCUGUCGUUUUCAUUCUACCAUAUCUGCACCGCCGCAGCAUCUCUUAUAAGACUCUACUGAACGGAUAGAGCACAAAAUCACAAACAUACCGGGCCAUUUGACGGACAUGCCUGUCUACACCCUUCACACGUUCAGACCUCUCCUCAAAAAGUUGGUCGAAACACCCGAAUAUUUCACUGCAGUCGAUUUGAAGAUAGCUUUAAACCAUCUCUUUUCGCCCGAGUGUCUUGCACCAGAACAUAUCGGUGCCUUUCUAACGGCCCUCCAUAUCCACCGAGUGGAACGAAGACCGGAAUCACUGGCUAUUGCUGCGAGUGUUUUGCGAGAACGAGCUCUGAAGGCAAUCGUCGUGAACGGUGAAAACGAUUUCGUGGUAGACAUAGUUGGAACCGGAGGAGAUGGAUACAAUCUGUUCAACGUCAGCACAACUGCUGGGGUUGUUGCUGCAGGUGCUGGCGCGCGUGUUAUAAAACACGGAAGUAAAGCAUCUACAUCUUCUUCAGGUUCUGCGGAUCUUCUUCAAGCUUUAGGAUGCGCCUUCGAGCCACCGCCUGAACUCUCUGCCACACCGCCUGAAGCAACCCCGAUACCACCAAUUCCUUUUUCAUUCAUCCUCGCACCACAUUAUCAUCCCUCACUUGCAGCCCUAGCAUCAUUCCGCAAAAAUCUACCCUUCCGAACGAUGUUCAACGUCCUAGGCCCCCUCAUCAACCCUGCGUUUCCGCAAGGUAUGGUGUUAGGAGUUGCCGAACCUGAGCUCGGAAGACGGUUCGCAGAGUCCUUAAAGGAAGGCGGCGUAAUGCGUGGUCUCGUCGUUUGUGGAUACGAACGACUGGACGAAAUAAGUUGUGCUGGCCCAACAUACGCGUGGGAGCUCAUAGACGGUCAGAUAACCGAACAAACGCUUACCCCAGACCUAUUUGGAUUGGAUUCACAUCCACUCGUAUCCGUUGUUGGGGGGAAUCCAGUUCAGAAUGCGGAGACGUUCCGGCGAGUGUUGAAUUCGGGCAAAAAUAUACCGAAGGAUGUCAAACCUGUCCUGGACUUCAUCUUAAUAAAUGCGUCCGCAUUGUUGGUCGUAGCUGGGUUGGCCAGCGACUACAAAGAAGGCGUCAAGUUGGCGUUGGAGAGUGUAGUCGAAGGCAAAGCUUGGCAAGCUUUCGAAACGUUCCGGAAGCAUUCGGUCAGCUAAAUUCGACUUUGGCCAACAGGGUGUCGGCCGUGACUUGGGGCAUCGUUUCUUUAAUUAAUCCUAACUUAUUGAGCCUAUGCAAAGAGCAUAGGGAUAGAAAUACGGUUUUACCC
Messenger RNA from Marasmius oreades (fairy-ring Marasmius), 1402 nucleotides. RefSeq lists its product as uncharacterized. NCBI's taxonomy places the organism in Eukaryota, Fungi, Basidiomycota, Agaricomycetes, Agaricales, Marasmiaceae. Gene Ontology annotation, cellular component: cytosol. The transcript is spliced from 2 exons. The record is from RefSeq and is a predicted model, not a curated record. Gene Ontology annotation, biological process: L-tryptophan biosynthetic process. Gene Ontology annotation, molecular function: anthranilate phosphoribosyltransferase activity. The coding region runs from base 204 to 1289 and encodes 361 amino acids.